AUGCUUCUAAUAAAUGAAAAAAAUGAAUCACCUUUAUGGAUAAUAGCAAAACUUAAAAAUAUUGAGUGGAGAAGAAGUUGCCUUUCAACAGAACGAUGUGCUGAACCACGAUUUCAAUUGAUUACAUCACUUUUAAAUGAAUUUGAAAUGCAUCGUAUAGAUUCACCAGUUAAUGUUGAAAGUGUUUUAAUUCGUGAAAUAAUAUUAAAUGUCUUUUUUGAAAAUGCUCAUCCCGAAAAUGUUUUACUAAAAGGUUAUAUUGUUGGAUUAGAUCCUUUAUAUAAAAUUCCUAAUGAAUGUGAUAAAUCAAAUGAAAUAUUAGUAUUUAAAUUACCAAAUCAACAAAAUAUAUCAUUUUCACAAUCUACAGUAACUGUUGAAUUACAGGGUCGCUGUUUUAAUGCAUUUGUAGAAAUAACUAAAUAUCAAAACAUUUGUCCAUGGUGUUUAGAUACAAGUUUAAAAAUUGAAGAUAGAACUGAAAUGUUAAGUAAAAAUUCUUCUAUACUAUCAUUUAAUAAUAUACCACUUACUACAGAAAUGUUGGUAUUUUUUGGUAUUGUAAUACUUAUUAUGACAACGGGUUGUAGUGUUUGUUUAAUUUCUAUCAUCAUUACCAAUCACAAACAACAUGUCAAAGCCGAAUCACUUUCUAUGUCUAAUAAUCAAAAAUCUGUUAAUACAUUAAUUAAUACAUUACCAUCUCAUCCUACGCAUUACACGAAUACUUCACAAAUAAAUAAUACACUUGCAAAAAAACCCUUAUGUUUUCCAAUAGAAAGUACCUAUGAAACAAUUGAUACAUGCGAAAAUGGGAUAUACAAAGUUGAACCAAAUAAUAAUGAUGAAUAUUUAGAAUAUUGGAUGAGUAACAAUAUAAAUCGAACAAUUUAUCCAAUAAUUCAUAAAUUAGAAUUUUCACAAAACACAGAAUUUACAAAUUCUGGUACAACAACAUUUGAUCCCAAAAAAUCUACAAAUACUACUAGAACAAUUCCAGAAUUUCAAAAUUCAUUUAUUUAA
Molecule: messenger RNA, 1023 nt
Organism: Strongyloides ratti
Lineage: Eukaryota; Metazoa; Nematoda; Chromadorea; Rhabditida; Strongyloididae
Exons: 2
Coding region: 1-1023 (340 amino acids)
Source: RefSeq, a predicted model, not a curated record